UGUCGUCAAAAACAAUUAGCAGUUAACUGGUAGUUUCGGUUGGCAGAAGAAGAAAAAAAGAAAGACUCUCCGCAGGAAAGAAAAGAGAUGAACCAAAAUGAAGAAAUCGCCGCUGUCAAUGGCGGUGUUACUGGUGGCGAUAAAGAAAAUUUAGUCUCAAAUGAUGGCGGUUCUGCUGGUGUUGUGGGUGUUGGGAGUGGACUUGUUAAUUUAGGAGGAGGAAUUAGAGAUGAUAAAGUUAAAGGACCAUGGUCACCUGAUGAAGACGCGAUUUUGAGUAGACUAGUUAGUAAAUUUGGGGCAAGAAAUUGGAGCUUAAUUGCAAGAGGAAUCCCUGGAAGGUCUGGUAAAUCUUGUCGUCUUCGUUGGUGUAAUCAGCUUGAUCCUAUUCUUAAACGCAAACCCUUCACUGAGGAAGAGGAUAUGCUUAUAAUUAAGGCCCACGCAGUCCAUGGAAAUAGAUGGGCAGCCAUUGCAAGGAUUUUACAAGGGAGAACAGACAACGCUAUAAAAAACCACUGGAAUUCAACUCUUAGGCGAAGGUGCAUCGAGUUAGGUCAGUAUAGGGGCACACUGACUUCGGGAACGAUGGAAGAUGCCAGCCAGGACAAGACCAAAGCAUCCUCUGAAGAAACUCUAUCCUGUGGGGACGUAAACACUUCUAAGUCCUUGGAAGGAAAGGAUAUAGUCGUCAACUCCAUUGAAAACACACCCAAUGAGUUUCCAGAAAGGACUGUAGUGGAUCAGAUGAAACCAAAAGAAACGCCUACCCUCUUCCGACCAGUGGGACGUGUUAGUGCAUUCUCUGCUUAUAAUCCUUUACGUAGCUCCACAACUGAUUCCAUGUGCUCGAGGGUAGUCCCACGACCUGGGCCAUUGAUCCAAGGGCCAAAACCGGAUGUUGGGAUCUGCCAAUUGCUAGAACGUGUUCGUGGUGAUCCCUUGGUUCCCUGCCAGUGUGGUUAUAGCUGUUGCAAUGGUGGUGCUCGAGUGGAAAGUCAAAACUCUCUGUUGGGGCCCGAGUUUGUUGAGUUUGUUGAGCCACCAUCCUUCUCAGCUCAUGACCUUGCGUUGUUAGCCACGGAUAUAAGUAAUAUGGCAUGGAUCAAGAGUGGCGUGGGACAGAUAUUGGAUAAUGAGUCUGCUUCACGAGAAAUUCCGAUCCAAGCGGGAACCCUCGUAAAGACUAGGAGGAAUGAUCAUCCACGAUUUGAAGAGGGAAGGAACAAAUUGACGGGCAUGAUGAGUGACGCGCUAUCUACCCAAAUGUCUAUGCAACAAUUUGCAUUACCAGCAAAAAGUUAGAAAGAUGCACAAGAUUUCAACUGCCUGUUGUUCCUGCUGCAGUUUUUAAACCCAGUUAUACAUGCCUGGGAAAUAUAAGAGAGACUCUUAAAUAACUGUACUUUUGCAACGCAAUCGUUCAGGUAACGGCUUCAUUUCAUAUCCUUGCUGUAGUUAAAACCAAGCUGCUUCGAAUUAAGCAGGGGGGGGGGGGAAUACAGAGAAGCAGUUUCUAUUUUGAAAGUCGAAACGGGUUUAAGAAGUAAAGCAAUCAGAAAAUGUUUGUGAAUAUAUACGUUUGGUCCAGCUUUCAUGGUUGAAAAUGCUAUUAUACAUUGCCUUUUGAAGACGUACCGAAUAGAAGUAAGGGAGAUCCAUUGGAAUGUUGGGACUCACACACCCUCAGCCUAUGGCGUAUGACUAGGAUCUCUCCUUAAUUUGCCUUUGGUUACCGGAAUCGUUUCACUCUCUUUCGGUUAUCGCAGUCUUAAUAUUUUCAAUACGUUUGGUUGUGUCGCGCCUAACUUCAACUCUUAUUAGUUACCAAGUAUGCGCAUAGUCUAGUGUUGGUGUUUUGAUAAAAAUGACCUAGUGUCUCUCAGUGAGAUUACCAUAACCAGGACCUUGUACAUAGAAUU
This is a messenger RNA of Papaver somniferum (opium poppy), 1922 nucleotides long. RefSeq names its product transcription factor MYB1-like. The transcript is spliced from 2 exons. Bases 88 to 1305 code for a protein of 405 amino acids. Gene Ontology annotation, cellular component: nucleus. NCBI's taxonomy places the organism in Eukaryota, Viridiplantae, Streptophyta, Magnoliopsida, Ranunculales, Papaveraceae. The record is from RefSeq and is a predicted model, not a curated record. Gene Ontology annotation, molecular function: RNA polymerase II cis-regulatory region sequence-specific DNA binding; DNA-binding transcription factor activity, RNA polymerase II-specific. Gene Ontology annotation, biological process: regulation of DNA-templated transcription.